AGUUUACAUCAUUACAUUACAUACAAUUGUAUGAUUUCAUUGAUUUCGGUCGGUUCCUGUUGUGCAUCCGACUUCCAAGUGACCGUUUGAAUUUUUAAUUUAUUCUAUUUAUGUGACAUUUGUGCGAGUUUUUUUUACAUGUUGAUCGUGUAUUUUUUCUAGUACGUAGUUUAAUUGAGCGUAUUAUACAUUUUAUGUGAUUGUGUUUGAGUGAAUCAAGAAACCUUUAUGCCAUCGUUUCCUGUUUGAUAAAAUCAAAUGAUAAAUUCUCCAGAUGUAAACAACAUGGUUAAAUUAGAACGGAAUUUAUGAAAAUGCCGACCAGAUGUCUGGUGGCUGGAUUGAAAUCAUGAGCCGGAGCCAUGGGGUACUUUGGUAGAACAAUUGGCAAAUAUCUUGACGCUGUGCUGACGAUCAAAUCGAUGUUAUGACAUCGUCACUGGGAGGAAGUAUCAGACGUUGCAGAGGAUUAACGGAUAUCGUUCCGCAGUACGAUGACAGCCAGAGUGAUAAGUCUCAAAUUAGCAGCGGGUCUGGCGAAUCCGAUCAUAAAAAUGGAUCUGGUAGCAUCAAGAUACAACACUUGACGGGGUCGUGCGCUCUUGGACGGUCCCGGUUUCCCAAGUUGGAAGAAUGCGCUCACUUUCACUACGAGCAUGUGGAGUUGGGCUCGUUACAGAUCUCGUUAUACGAAGAAGAAGACUUGAAAUCUUUAUCUAGUCUAGAAUAUAACGAAAAUUCGGAAAACAAAUGGCUGACGGUGAAAGUGUCCUCGCAAGGGCAAAGCUGGCUGCUGCGAAGAACGUACGAAAAUUUUCGUAUGCUAGAUCAACAGCUUCAUCAGUGCAUUUACGAUAGGAAAUUCAGCUCGUUGCCGGAAUUACCUCCUUUGGAAAAUUUACCCGAUAAAGAAAAUCCUCAGGCGUAUAUUAAAAAUCAUCUGAGUAAAUACUGCGAACGAUUUUCAGAAAUUGCCGGUAGUCUAAUCAAUUGUGGUCCGGUGCUGAGCUGGUUGCAAUUAGAUAAUCGAGGUAGACGGAUAUUGGUCACCGAUGGUGACAAUUGUCCGAUUAAUACUCCGGCUGUUGCAGCUGCCUAUGCUGUGAAAAAAUACCAAGCUGUGGCCGCUGAUGAAAUAUCAUUCGACAUCGGAGAUAUGAUAUCUGUGAUUGAUAUGCCGCCUCCUGAAGACAGCAUUUGGUGGCGAGGAAAACGUGGCUUUAUGGUAGGAUUUUUUCCUUCUCAAUGCGUGGCUGUUAUUACCGAUAAAGUUCCUCGUAAUUUACAACUUAAUCAACCUUCAACCAUAAUCGAACCUUCCAAACCAGUGCUCAGGAAACACGGCAAGUUGAUAGCAUUUUUUCGGGCAUUUAUCCUGUCCAGACCUUCGAAAAGGCACUUGAAACAAUCGGGUAUCUUGAAAGAGCGUGUUUUUGGUUGCGAUUUGGGCGAGCAUUUGUUGAACAGCGGACGAGAUGUACCGAUGGUGUUGAAAUGUUGUUCGGAUUUUAUCGAAAGGUACGGAAUCGUCGAUGGGAUUUAUAGGCUUUCAGGAGCUACGUCUAAUAUUCAAAAAUUAAGGACUACUUUCGAUGAAGAUCGAAUACCAACAUUAUACAACGACGAUUCUAUUUUACAAGAUAUCCACAGCGUAGCGUCUUUGUUGAAAAUGUAUUUUAGAGAAUUACCUAAUCCAUUGUGUACUUACCAGCUGUAUAAACAUUUCGUCAACGCUGUUCAGAACGCCGAUCCAGCCGAAAGAGUAGCCUCGAUGCGAGAAGUAGUACAAAAAUUACCUCCCCCUCAUUUCAGAACUUUGGAAUUUUUGAUGAGACAUUUAUCUAAAGUAGCCGAGCACGGUACCAGAACAGGAAUGACUGCGAGAAAUAUCGCCAUUGUGUGGGCUCCGAAUUUAUUGCGAUGCAAAGAAUUGGAAUUCGGUGGCGUCGCAGCCCUUCAAGGUGUUGGUGUUCAAGCUGUCGUUACUGAGUUCUUAAUCUCGAAUGUUGACUUGGUGUUUUGUAACGAUCAUAUUUCGUUUCAUGGAACUGCGAAACGAAUACGUCCCAAAUCACUGUCACUGGGAACGCCUACAAAAUUAUUAUCACUGGAAGAAGCUCAAAGUAAAAGAUUAGGAUUAGAGCAUUCGCACGAAAAUUAUAUUGAAGUUGGAGGUGGACCGUCGUGUUUGCCGAAAAUUUACCAUACCGUUAUCGAGCUACCUACACGUAAAAGAAUACCCUUGAAAAGAUCACCGAUGGGUUGGAAAUCGUUUUUUUCGCGAAGUAGCGGCGGUACUAGUCUGAGAAAAAGUUCUUCUACGAAUUCCGGCAAAAGAAAAACCUCCAUUCCGAACGAAAUCACCUAUAAAAUGACGGAUUCGCUUAAGAAGAAAGACACUGAAGCUAAAACUCGCCUAAGAACUGUUAAAAGUGCAGAAUCAUUGACUUCCGGUGUAGGUAAUGGGUCAUCAGUACGUAAUUCAAUGUGUUUGGAAUAUUUAUCACCGCCAUCUCCAAAACAUUGCGGUACGUCUGGUCACAGCAGGUCUGUGUCCCAUGAUUCGUAUUUCGAUCAUCUAUCUGAGAAUACUCCAAUGCAUUCGACGUUACGUGACGACGAUAAAGGGUUGAGUGAUCUUCAAGUGAAUUUUGAUUUAGACGAAUCAGAAAUGAAAAUAUUUUCCGAAGAAUCGUCUCAAUUGUUUAGCAACACUUCGAGCUCGGAGCAGUUGCAGCCUAACAUGAAGAAAGUUCCGAUUUUGGCUAGUGCUGAAAACACCAUCAUCGUUGAUCCAUCGCCCAAAAAGCAUAAAACCAGUUGCGACAAUAGCUCGUGCAGUUCGGCUACUCUAUCUGAUGAUAUGACGGCUGUAUCGAAUAAACGUUCACGUCUCGAAGAACGUUUAUUCGACGAAGACCUGGCUUAUAUCGAUAGUCAAUGCACGGAUCGCUUGGUGGUUGAAGUAGACGUGCAUCAUCGCGAAACAUCACAAAUCUCUUCACCGAUGACCGAUACAGCAUAUUCGGAGAAUGAAAAUGGUUGUACUGUAUCCGAUACAACGAUCACUAAUAUCAAUGUUCCUUAUACACCGUUGUCGGAAUGCAGUUGUACGACCAGUUCGAAUUUCGAAUUUAGUUAUCAGCGGUUGUCGUCGUCUAUGUCGUCGUCGCAGUUGCCGCGCAGCUCGACCGAUAGCAUGAAAACGAACGAUGGGAAAAAAUACGAAAAUAUACCAGGAAACAGACUGAGUUACCAAGGUGAACUACGCACCGGUGUUCCGAUUAAGAAUAAUAGGUUAAGCUUGCAAACGUUGACUCCAGGAGUGGAGGGUGAUCAUUUCGAUUCGACUAAAACCACCGCCGUCGGCCAGAACGAAAUAAAGUCCACCGAUAAAGCGUUCAAUAAAAACGUUUGCGAAUCUAAAAUGUAUAGAAACUCCUGUGAUUCAAAUUAUUCCAAAGAUGUGUUCAACGAUCAGGUGAACGGUACGUUGCACGAGGAUGACGAAUGGAAAUCAGACAAAUGCGAUGAGAAUCAAGCUGAUUGCCACUCGUACGAAAACGUACAAAAGCCCAAACUAGUUUUAGACGAUAGAGAAAUGUUUAGCGAUUCUAAGAAUAUAGAAGCGUGUAACGAUUCCCCUUACGAACUGGUCACAAUGGUCGGUAAUCGUAUGACAUCCGUUUCGUCGAACGAUAUCAUCGUGCCGAGAGAUAACAACGUUAUGACUGAUUCGAAUUACGAAGAAAUUCAGCCGGUGUGUACAGCUCGUUGUCUCAAUAACGUCGAUCAUCAUUCCGAAGAUGAUAACUAUGAAAAAAUGUCAUCUUCGGCGUACUCAGAAAACGAUCUGUAUAGUUACGAAGGAAGUGUCAGAGAUAAAACGAAAUCCAAUUACGAAGAAAUUUCCAUCCUCGGUGAUGAUCUGGCCAGCAUGCGAGAUCUGUCGUCUUCGAACGAGUCUUUGGAGAGCUCCGCCGACGAAGCAAUGGUGGAAAACAAUUUAUACGAAUCAUUGGUGGCUGAUGAUUCUAGUCCUGAUCAAGCUGCCAAGAAAUUCUCAGUCGCCAAAGAGACCGAAAUCGUCGCUGAUAAUAAAGAAAACCAGAAUGUAAAUGAUUACAAGAAUUUCGUCAUGAUUGUGGAAUCCCCGGAAAAAGAAAACACUCAGGAAACGAUCUCAAAUGACGAACAUCCCCUAUUGAUAUCGGAAAAUCCCUCUCCAUACAGUGAUUCGGAGCCUUUAUUCGACAAGUCAGAGCCUUUAAACGACGAACAAAAUUCCGAACAAAUUUCUUCCAAAGAAAACGAUCUCGAUAAAAAUGAUAUCCCCAUGAAAAACGAUAACCUGGAAACAAAUAGCAUCAGACCAAAUACUCUAAUUAUACCAAAUGAAAAUGAUAACUCGGAGUCAACCAAAGAGCCAGAUUCGAACGAGAAUUUUCCCAACAACGAAAACACGCCUGAAGAAAUCAAAAGUAAUAAAAAUGGCGAGAUUGAAAUGAAGAAUAAUUUAUCCUCCGGGUGCACGAAGAGCGUUCAAGAUCUCGUAUCAAGAUUCGAAUGGUCUGCCGAAAAUGAUUUUUUAAACGGACGCAAAGACGUAACGCAGAGAAAUAAAAGUUUGUCUCCGGAUUAUCACGAAGAUAAGUAUCCUUCUUCUAGAAAAGAGUAUUUCUCAUUACCUCCCGUUCUCGUGAAACGAAAACCAUCUGGUGAUUCUUCGAGCACCAUGCAACCGUCGGACGAGAAAGACGAUCAAACGGUCAGAGAUCGCAUCGAGAAGUAUAAAGAAGAACGACGAUUAGCUUUAAGACAGAAGUAUCAAGUAGACGGUGAUAUAAACGAUCAAAAAGAUGAGGAGAUGAUACGUAGAAUUAAGCAUAAAAUCCAAAAAAAUGACAGAAAUAGUCACGAUUUUGAUUCUAGUCCUAGCGAUGAUGCCAGCAGCAUAAACAGCGAAUUAGUCGCCAAAGAUAAACCGGCAGCUGUUACUACUAUAAGUAUUCUUUAUACGUCGCGUAGAAAACGAGACUCCGUCGAUGUUGAUAAACUAGAAAAAAGCAACUCAGAUACCAAAGAUUUAAAUAACGAUGGGUCUCCGAAACGUACAGAAGAUGUUUCUUUGAGAUGCAAACUCAUUACGAAUAACAUUUGCGGUAAAAAUGAUAAAAGUUUCAAACCUGGUUCGCUAUCGAAAUCCUACAGUACGGAUAGAAUCGAACCAGUGAGAGAGUGGUCUUUGAAACAAAAUGCGUGCGAUGUUAAAAAACCAUUUACCGCUAGUUUGGAACGCAAAAUAAAAAAUAGCGGAAAUGUAGAGAGCUUGGUGGCUAAACGUGUUAAUCAACUUUCAGAAGCAUCCGAAUCUUCGGAAAUUUCUCGUUUGAGAAGAAGCGGAGAAAUUGGGUCCAUGCGUCAAAGAGCUCAUAGCACUAGUGGUCCAGUUGCUCCUUAUUGUAUUCGAGAUAUUGCGGCGAUUUUUGAAACUAAAGACAAUAAUAAAUAAUGAACUGUUUUUCAAUUCAGCCGUUAUGUUAAGUAUUUGAUCAAGUUUUCAGUGUUAUUUAAUUGAAUGAAUGCGCUUAUUUUUCAUGUUAGUUUAUCGCUUUUUGUAUAACUUUUUUUUUCUCUUCAAAUGUACCUUUUGUAACUGGUUUACAAAAAAGAAAUUGUUAACUACUAAAGUAAUAUUCAUUGUGCUUUUUUUAUUUGUAUAAAAUUUAAUUUUGUUGAUUUUAUUUAUAAUUUUGUUGUAAUUUACUAGAUUUUUCAUACAUUUUGUACAAUUAUUUAUAAACGUUUUCCAGCUAAUGAAUAUUUUUAAACUGUUGUAUUUAAACGAAGCUAUUAAAAUUUUUAUUUCUUCGAA
Molecule: messenger RNA, 5875 nt
Organism: Planococcus citri (citrus mealybug)
Lineage: Eukaryota; Metazoa; Arthropoda; Insecta; Hemiptera; Pseudococcidae
Gene: CdGAPr
Product: GTPase-activating protein CdGAPr
Exons: 19
Coding region: 428-5512 (1694 amino acids)
Biological process (GO): small GTPase-mediated signal transduction
Molecular function (GO): phosphatidylinositol binding; GTPase activator activity; protein binding
Source: RefSeq, a predicted model, not a curated record